Molecule: messenger RNA, 1465 nt
Organism: Bicyclus anynana (squinting bush brown)
Lineage: Eukaryota; Metazoa; Arthropoda; Insecta; Lepidoptera; Nymphalidae
Gene: ProRS-m
Product: probable proline--tRNA ligase, mitochondrial
Exons: 10
Coding region: 118-1452 (444 amino acids)
Biological process (GO): prolyl-tRNA aminoacylation
Cellular component (GO): mitochondrion; cytoplasm
Molecular function (GO): proline-tRNA ligase activity; ATP binding
Source: RefSeq, a predicted model, not a curated record
AUCGAUCAGCUGUUGAGUUGCGAAAUUCGAAAGAAGUUUCUAAUCUAACCUAAAAUUAUUUUAACAACAAAUAUAGAUAUUGAAUAAAAUUAAAUAAAGAUUAAUUUUGUGUGUAAAAUGAGGUUUGUGUCUCAAAUAUUUCAGCCGGUCGUCUCAAUACCCAAGGGCGCCACGAUAAAGAACAUUGAGAUUACUUGCAAAAGCCAAAAACUACUGGUGGAAUGUGGUCUAGUCCGACCCACAAGCGCGGGCCUGUUCACAAUCCUGCCCCUCGCCAGACGAGCCAUCUCCAAGCUAGAGAACAUCAUACACACCUGUUUAGAGGAGGUUGGUGCACAGAGACUAUCUCUGCCAUGCCUGACCUCGGCCCGCCUAUGGGAAAAGAGUGGGCGGCUGGAUGACGUGGGGCCAGAGCUCAUCAAGGUUGAAGACAGGCACGGCAAGAAGUAUUUACUGGCACCGACCCACGAGGAAGCAAUAGCAGAUUUGUUUGCAGACAUCAGUCCCCUGUCAUACAAGCAACUGCCUUUUCUUUUGUAUCAGAUAGGCAACAAAUACCGCGACGAACACCGACCGAAGCACGGCCUCCUGCGAGCACGCGAGUUCAGUAUGAUGGACGCGUACAGUGCGCACGCGACACACACGUGCGCCUCGCGCGCCUACGACACUGUCACUGAGGCGUACAGGAAGAUAUUCAGCACGUUGCACUUGCCUGUUCAUAGAGUCCAAGCGCCAUCUGGCGACAUGGGCGGGAGUCUCUCCCACGAGUGGCAACUGCCCGCGCAGGUCGGCGAGGACUCCCUCGCCGUAUGCCCGUCCUGCUCGCACGCCGCGCUCAGUACCGACAGCAGUACGUGCCAGCAGUGCGGGAGGGAGACGAAAGAAGUUAACAGUAUAGAGGUGGGGCAUACAUUUGUCCUGGGUUCACGGUACAGUGAGCCGCUGCAAGCCAACUACAUAGCUGCAGAUGGCGCCACAGCCUCCGUGCACAUGGCGUGCUAUGGGAUAGGGAUCACCAGGCUCUUGUCGGCUAGUAUCGAAUGUCUCUCCAGUGAGAAGGCGCUAAGAUGGCCGCUUGCCAUAGCGCCCUACUCCGCGCUGGUCAUUGGCCCCAAGGAAGGCUCCAAAGAAUGGCUCGGGCACGGCUUCGACAGAGUACAGGCGAUAGCGCGACAGCUCGAGCAGCAUGGGUUCCGCGAUGAUGUCAUCGUGGACGACAGGCACGCGCUCACCAUCGGCAAGCGACUCGUGAUGGCCGACAGGAUGGGUUACCCCUACAUCAUAGUAUGCGGGCGGGGUGCCCUGGAGUCGCCGCCGCGCUACGAACUGCACCGCGCGGGGGGCGAAGCACCCCUGCUACUUACCGUCGGAGAGUUGCUGCAUACUCUCCGCCAGGACAGAGAGAACAGAGAGAUAGAUGUGGAGUACAGUGAGACGAGAGUGGGAGAAUAAAAACUGAUUCAUA